AUGGCCAAGGACAUUGCGCUGGACUUGGAUGAGGAGGCAGAAGCGGCUGAUGAUCAACUGGUUGGAGCCGGUAGCAAGAAUCGAGAAACAACUGCUGUUGACGAGCCAGACUAUAUUAACAAAGAUGACGGUGAGAAUCUGGCGGAGAUAACGGGUGCUGGGGACGGUGAAACGGCCGCGUGUCCGUUGCCGGUUGCGGGACCACGAAGCGAACCGCCUCAAGCGUACGGCGACCAUCCGUCUGGCAAUGAGCAACACCCCACUUCGCGGUCGGAGGUCAAGAGGCGACGCUCAGCUGACGAAGCUGAAACACCGAGCAGUGGCGACGGUGGACAAGAGCACUUCCGGCUAAUCAAGCCACCUAGGCCAGCGAUAGCUACGUCGGAAGCAUUGGCUACAAAUGACAAAAAGGGGUCCGGGACUAAGGAAGGUAUCGCGGCCAGGACAAGGUCGCAGCUGCGGAGAGCACCAUAUCCUGCGACAAACACACCUGGUGAUCAAGAACGAAGGGCAAGUGACGUUGGUCGAACUCCAGAGCAAGGUGCUGCCAACUGCGAUGGCAGCCAAGGUGACGCCAUCGACGAUGCCUGGCAGUCGCCAAUUCCGGCGGGUUGUUCACGACGUCGCGCGAAAAGGUCAGAGAAUGCCGUCGACGCAGAUAUCGGGCACGUUCAGGGCGUUACGUGCUGGAAUUUUAGAUUGAACGACUGGGUCAUCGACCUGACGGCCAAGGACCAGAGCGAGUAUGGAUUAGCCAACACUGAUAAUAACUACUCUGGAAAGAAGGGCUCGUGUGUGGUGAGAGCCGUCGAGAGGACUACGCAGCCGGAACAUACGAUGGCAACACUCAACAUGAUGACUAUGACACCAUCGAGAACGAUGGGGUCGCGCCAGUAG
Molecule: messenger RNA, 897 nt
Organism: Phytophthora infestans T30-4
Lineage: Eukaryota; Oomycota; Peronosporomycetes; Peronosporales; Peronosporaceae
Exons: 3
Coding region: 1-897 (298 amino acids)
Source: RefSeq, a predicted model, not a curated record